Drosophila subobscura is the source of this 3234-nucleotide messenger RNA. RefSeq names its product transportin-3 (gene Tnpo-SR). Gene Ontology annotation, biological process: protein import into nucleus. The coding region runs from base 122 to 2917 and encodes 931 amino acids. NCBI's taxonomy places the organism in Eukaryota, Metazoa, Arthropoda, Insecta, Diptera, Drosophilidae. Gene Ontology annotation, cellular component: cytoplasm; nuclear membrane. The transcript has 5 exons. Gene Ontology annotation, molecular function: small GTPase binding. The record is from RefSeq and is a predicted model, not a curated record.
AACACGACUCACGCACAUCUCUAGCCACCGAUGCUGUUUCGAUAUAUGGGUGCAUCCAGGCCAUCCAUCGCUAAUAAAUUAUAAUAAUAGCAAAAUAGCACCGAUUACAGCAGCCGGUGAAAUGGAUACAUACUCAGUAGACGUAGUAUAUCAAGCAAUCAGUGCACUCUUUCAAGGCAACAAUCCCAAGGAGCAAGAGAAGGCCAACAAAUGGCUGCAGGAGUUCCAGAAGUCGAUAUACUCGUGGACGAUUGCGGACGAGUUGCUGCACCAGAAGCGGGAUCUGCACGCCAACUACUUUGCGGCCCAGACGAUGCGGAACAAGAUACAGAACUCAUUCAGUGAAUUGCCCCCCCACACACACGAGUCCCUGCGGGAUUCGCUGAUCACCCACAUCGGGCAGAUUGACGCGCAGACGGACAUUGUGAUUGUGACGCAGCUGAGUCUGGCUGUGGCUGAUCUGGCCCUGCUGAUGGCCACCUGGCAGGAGCCGAUAAACGAUCUGUUAACGACUUUGGCGCCGCACCCGGCGGCCAUAUGGCCACUGCUGGAGGUGCUCAAGGUGCUGCCCGAGGAGAUCGACUCACGUUAUCUGCGACUGGGUGCGAACCGGAGGGAGGAGGUACACAAACAGCUUGAUGCCAGCGCUGAGUGUGUUCUAAAGUUUCUCUGCAUGUGCCUGCAACGAGAAGACCUCGACCAGCAGCGCGUAUGGAACGCUGCCCUGCGGACCUACAGUGCCUGGAUGGUGAUCCACGUUUUCCCCAUCUCCCACAUCUGCAAUAAUACUCUGACCCAGCUUGCGUUUCGACUGCUCAACCAGCCCGAGACGGCUGGCAAGCUCCAUGACAAUGCCACGGAAUGCGUUUGUGCACUGCUCUCCUGCAUGACCACGCGCCAUGGCAGCGACGCCGCCAACGAUGCGCCCGUGGAGGCUGAAGUCUUCAGUGCCGUGUGCAUGCUGGAGACACCCUACCACCUGAGUGUAGCGCACGAGGACACGGAUAAAACUAUAAACUAUUGUCGCAUUUUCACUUCACUCUGCGAUGCUUUCUUCUAUAAGAUGCUGUCGGAGCAGCAGACGCCACACUACUCAAUGAAAGGCUUGGAUCUGGUGCUGCUGUGUGUCGGCCAUUUCGACUACGAGGUGGCAGAGAUUACCUUCCAUUUGUGGUACAAGCUCAGCGAGGAUCUGUUUCAGCGCUACGAUGACAAGUUGACUGCGAAAUUCAGGCCACACAUCGAGCGACUGAUCAGCGCGCUCUACCGCCAUUCGCAAAUGGAGAGUGACCACGAGGGGCUCAUCGAGGAGAACAAUAAUUUCUAUGACUUUCGACGAAAGGUUUCAGACCUUAUCAAGGAUGUGGCUUUUAUAGUUGGCUCUGGCGCGUGCUUCAAGCAAAUGUUUAUGAUCCUGCAAGCACCAGAAACGACUUGGGAGUCCACAGAAGCGGCGCUGUUCGUCAUGCUGAAUGUGGCCAAAAAUAUAUUGCCUGACGAGAACGAUGUGAUACCCAAGGUGGUGGAAGCAAUUCUGAAUAUGUCGGAACAAACGCACAUUGCAGUUCGGUACACAGCCAUCCUGCUGAUUGGAGAGCUUUGCGAUUGGAUAGAGAAUCAUCCGGAGUCCUUGGAGGCCGUUCUAAACUUCUUGCUUUAUGCGCUGCAGCAGAAGAAUGGCCUGGCACCAGCGGCGGCUAUAGCGUUGACCUCGAUCUGUGCGGCCUGCAGGCAGAAGAUGGUGUGCCACAUCAGUGGCUUGGUGGAGAUUGCACGCAGCUUGGACAGCUUUCAAAUCAACAACGAUGUGGCCAUUGGACUGCUCAAAGGUAUUUCGUUGAUCCUUACGCGACUGCCUCGCGAACAACUCCAACCUGCGCUGAGGGAGAUUGUGGGCUUCCAGUUGCAACCGCUCGCGCAGCUGCUGGAGUCGAGCAGCGCCAGCGUGCAGAAGGGAGAGCGUGAAGAUCCUGUGUAUUGGAUAGACAGAGCCUGUGCCAUUAUAAGGCACACAAAUCCCGACGUGCCUGACAAUGUGGAGCAUCCGACGGUGGCCAUACUCAACGAUGCCUGGCCGCUGAUAUCGCAGGUGAUGAGCAAAUUUCAAACUGAUCUGCGCAUCAUGGAGAGAACCUGUAGGCUCAUACGCUAUGGCAUCAGGAUGGUCAGAAAGCAGGCCAUGCAGCUGGUGGAGCCGCUGAUCAAGCAAAUGGUCGUUCUCUAUGCGGUUCAACAUCACAGCUGCUUCCUCUAUGUGGGCUCCAUACUGGUUGAUGAGUUUGCCAAGUCCAGCGAGUGCAUUGCCGGCUUGUUGGAGAUGCUGCAGGCAUUCAUCGAGCCCACGUUUGGUCUGCUGCAAAUGGAGAAUGGACUGCGCAAUAAUCCGGAUACUGUGGACGACUUCUUCCGUUUGGCCUCGCGCUACCUCGACUGCUGCCCGCUGCAGCUGAUACAAAGCAGUCUCAUCACCCCGAUCUUCCAGUGUGCCCUGAUCGCCUGCUCCCUGGACCAUCGCGAGGCGAACUCCUCGGUGAUGAAGUUUUUCAUCAAUCUACUCGUCUGGGGACGCACCACGCACAGCAGGCAUGCAGAGUGUCGCCCACUGGUCAUUGAUCUGGCCAGCCAGCACGGUGGCGCUCUGGUAAUGAACCUCAUCCAGGCCUCCGUCUUUCAGCUGCAUUCGUACAUGCUGGCCGAUGUCGCCGAGGUGCUGAAUGAGUUGAAACAGGUGGUAACCAAUGAACAAAUGCAGCCCUUUCUGGCCCAUGCACUGGAAGCUUUACCCAAGAAGAACAGCGGCGGUUAUGUGACGGUCACUCAACAGCAAUUGGAUGAGUUCAGCAACACGGUCCUGAGGGCGGACACCACAAAGGCCAUUUCCCAGGCGUUGAAAACAUUUACGCGACUCUUUCGUUGAAACGAAUCGGCUUCGAUCCGUAGUGGGAUCUGGGCUGUGGGAAAGCAACUGGCAAUGAUGGUAAUGAUUUGUACAUUCGAAAUGAUGUAUGUAUAUUAGGAUGGGCGCAGUGUCACAACUGCUGCAGCAAACAAUUUGUUGAAAACUCACGUACCCUUCUACACUUAUUAUAGUUGAAUCAAUUGUGUGACGUCUUAAGUUAUAAUUUGUAUUUUAUAAUACUGAGUGCGGUCACGAGAUCCUCACAAAACCCUAGAAUUAAGUUUAUUGCUAAUUAGUGCACUCUUAGAAUUAAAGUUCAGCCCCCCAAUGACUCU